UUCUUCAUCGUUCUCUUUCACUGAUGGCUAAGUUUGAGUCAAUUCCAUUUGCUGUUGCUUCAAACUUCAUUCACAGGUUAGCUUCCCCAGAUUUUCUUGAAUUUGGACAAGAGUAUGGUGUGAUGGAAGAGUUAGAAGAGCUUAAGAACACUGUUGAAUCCAUCAAUGAUAAGCUUCUUGAUGCCGACGAUAAACAAGAUCAAAACGGUGGUGUGCGAGUUUGGAUCAGAAGGUUCAAAAAAGUACUUCAUCAUGCAGAUGACUUUUUAGAUGACCUCGCUAUUGAAUUCAGGAGAGACAAAUUGGGUACAGCAGAAGGAAAAGAAGUAAACAAGGUACUUCUUUCCAUUUCAUCUUCAAAUCAAAUUCCUUUAUACAAUGAAAUGCCUGACAAGAUUAAAGAAAUACGAGAAAGUUUUAAUGAUGUAGUAAAAGAAUUGAAGGAUUUGAAUUUAACCCCAAGAUCAGGGGUAGUUAAGCAGACUAACCGUGAAUGGAGGGAAACAUGUUCUUUUGUGUUAGAAUCAGAUAUCAUUGGAAGAGAUGAGAGUAAAAAAGAGAUUAUUAGUCUGUUGAGACAACCACAUGAAAAGCAAAGAGUUUCUGUGAUUGCUAUUGUUGGCCUCGGUGGCUUGGGGAAGACAACUCUUGCUCAGUUGGUGUAUAAUGACUUGGAAGAGCAGAACUCUUUUGAAAUGCAAGUGUGGGUGUGUGUCUCUGAUAACUUUGAUGUGAAAACUAUUCUGAAGAAAAUAUUAGAAUCAAUCACUGGUGACCAAUUUGAAGACAAGUUAUCGUUAGGCAACUUGCAAAGAAAACUUCACCAAAAAAUAAGCGGUAAAAAAUAUUUGUUGGUCCUGGAUGACAUUUGGAAUGAGAGACAUGACAGAUGGGCUGAACUGAGAAAGUACUUAAUGUGUGGCGCUCAAAAUAGCAAAAUUUUAGUGACAACUCGAAGUGAUAAUGUAGCAAAGGCAAUGACUGCUAGUACUUCCUAUCCUUUGAAAGGUUUGACUGACGAAGAAUCUUGGAGUUUGUUGAAGAACAUUGCAUUUGAGGAUGAUUCCAAAGAAGUGAAUCAACCUCUAGAAUCAAUGGGGAAAGAAAUAGCAAGAAAAUGCAAAGGGGUUCCACUGGCGGUCAAAACACUGGGAGGCCUGUUACGAGGACAAACUGAAGAAAGAGAAUGGGAGAAUGUUUUACGUGGUGACUUCUGGAAAUUAUGUGAAGAGCAAGAUAAUAUCAUGCCAAUUCUAAAACUCAGUUACCACAACUUGUCGCCAGAAAUGAGACAAUGUUUUGCUUACUGCUCUUUAAAUCCCAAGGAUUCAGAAAUUUCAAAGAAUAAUUUAAUUCAGUUAUGGAUGGCACAGGGUUACCUUGAAUGUUCAGCUGAAAAACACCGCAUGGACAUGGAAGAUAUUGGUAACCAAUUUGUAAAGACGUUUUUGAUGAACUCAUUUUUUCAAGAAGCAGAAAUUGAUGAUUACGGCGAGAUCAUUAGUUUCAAAAUGCAUGAUUUAAUGCAUGAUCUUGCAAUGCUUGUUGCUGGCAAUGAUUGCUGUUACUUGGAUAGUAAGGCGGAAAAGGUUGAAGGUAGUCCCAUGCACGUGUAUUUGGAAACUGGGGCCAUUCAUUUAUUGGAUUCGUUGAAUGCAAGCAGAGUGAGAACUUUGAAUUUGCCGGAUAACAGCAGUCUUCAAGAGGAGGAAAUGUCUGCUGUUGUUACAAAAUUCAAAUACUUACGCGUCUUGAGGAUAUCACCUCUUUGCAAAUGGGACGCUUCAAUUGGAGAAUCGAAGCAUUUAAGAUAUCUUACGUUUAAUGGUUCGAUCUUCACACCGUUUCCGAUACCAGUUGGGUUGGGAAAAUUGUGCUUUUUGCAAUUCUUAUCAGCCUUGGCCGUGCGAGAUAGGGAAGAAACAAACUGUGGCAGCACACUAAAUGAAUUGAAGGACUUAAACCACUUAAGGGGAGAAUUAACAAUUAAUUCUCUCAGUAAGGUGAGAGACGUGGCUCUGGAAUCACAGGAUGUAAAUUUAAAAGAAAAGAAGUUCCUUCAAUCCUUGACUCUGGCAUGGUUGUAUGGAGGCGUUGACAGUGACAGCUUACAAUUACUAGAAAACCUUCAGCCUCACCAUAAUCUUAAGCGAUUGGUGGUGAAGUGGUAUCCAGGAGUGCUUUUCCCAAGUUGGCUUUCUCUCCUCACAAAUGUUGUUGACAUUGCUCUCGUUGGGUUUGUUAAUUGUCGCUGUCUCCCACAGUUGGAACGUCUCUCAUUUCUGAAGUCACUUAACAUAGAUUCUCUUAGUGAAUUGGAAUACAUAUGUCUUUAUGAAGAUGGUCUUGCAGUAACCUUCUUCCCUUCUUUGGAGAGCCUCAGGUUAGUUGAUUGUCCCAAGCUCAGGGGAUGGGGGAGGCUGGGAGAUGAUAUCAAUGAUUCACAUAAUCUCUCUCUACCUCUUUCAUUUCCUGAUCUUUCUCGUCUAGUCAUCUCUUGCUGUCCACAGUUGACUUGCAUGCCUACUUUUCCAACAGUCAAGGUUUUAGACUUGAAAAACUGCAGUGCAGAGCCAUUAAUAGAAACAUUAAAAGCAACAGUGUCAACAUGUUCGGCUGACUCAUCUACUUCCGUUGCUCCUCUUUCCAUGCUCAAAGAAUUGACGAUUGCUGAUCAUAUGAAUUUACCAAAGGGUUGGAUGCAAACUCUGACUUCUCUCGAGUCUCUUGGAAUUCAAAACAGUGAAUCACUUGAGGAAUUUGAGACAGUGUUUAAGGACGACAACAACUGCCUUCCUCCUUUGCAAAAAAUCAGCAUAGUUUUGUGUGAAAGGCUAAAGGCUUUGCCAGAUUGGAUUUGCAACCUCCCAUCGCUUCAACAUAUCGAAGUCUCAGGUUGCCCAGAAUUGGAAUUUCUACCCGAAGGAAUGAGUCGUCUUACCAACUUAAAAAUCUUUGAGGUCAAGGAUUGUUUCCUCUUACUUAAAGAAUGCCAAACAGAGACAAGUGCUGUUAGUCGCCAAAUUGCACACAUCCCACAAAUUAUCCUUCGUGAAUGGUGAUCAUAAAGGUACUGAUGCCCCUUUUUUUGUGAGGAAAGGUUUGUUUUUGUUCUAGUGUAACUGUAAACUGCGUAAUUUAACAAUUAUCGUGCCUGUUUCCUUUGCUAAUAAACAGAAAUUAUCCUAAUAAUGUUAAUUUUCA
Molecule: messenger RNA, 3204 nt
Organism: Abrus precatorius (Indian licorice)
Lineage: Eukaryota; Viridiplantae; Streptophyta; Magnoliopsida; Fabales; Fabaceae
Product: putative disease resistance protein RGA1
Exons: 2
Coding region: 24-3062 (1012 amino acids)
Biological process (GO): defense response to other organism
Molecular function (GO): ADP binding
Source: RefSeq, a predicted model, not a curated record